UUGAGACGUGGUUGACACAAUGAUGGCUCUAUUCCUAAUCACUACGCCAUGCCAUGCCUCAUCAUACGAUGUAUGAUGUGUAUGGACUCCCAUUUCCGCCCAUUCCUGUGUGGGUAUUUCCCAGUUCCAGGUUCCCAUUUCCGGACCUUCCCUUCCGAGAACUUGACCAGCGUACCGGAGAGAACUCGGCGGAUGGAGAAAGAAGAGAUAUUUGCAAACAGAUCCCUAACCCAACGCCAAUGCCACUUCCAACUUGUGAAGAUGAGUGGCUGAAAUGCCUGCUACCCUUUGAUCGAUGCAGAAUGGGGUUGUUAAGACACUUUUGAAGAAAACGGUAUCAAGGGGGAGACAAAAUCAUGAAAGCAAACAGAAAAAGGAAAAAACAAAAGACAAAAGAAAAAAAAAAGAAAAAAAAGAAAAAAA
Neurospora hispaniola is the source of this 423-nucleotide messenger RNA. RefSeq lists its product as uncharacterized. Bases 54 to 326 code for a protein of 90 amino acids. The record is from RefSeq and is a predicted model, not a curated record. The transcript has a single exon. Lineage: Eukaryota; Fungi; Ascomycota; Sordariomycetes; Sordariales; Sordariaceae.